This is a messenger RNA of Xyrauchen texanus (razorback sucker), 4167 nucleotides long. It is a transcript of the gene ctc1, whose product is annotated as CTS telomere maintenance complex component 1. The transcript has 23 exons. Gene Ontology annotation, molecular function: single-stranded DNA binding; telomeric repeat DNA binding. The record is from RefSeq and is a predicted model, not a curated record. The coding region runs from base 95 to 3817 and encodes 1240 amino acids. Lineage: Eukaryota; Metazoa; Chordata; Actinopteri; Cypriniformes; Catostomidae. Gene Ontology annotation, cellular component: CST complex. Gene Ontology annotation, biological process: positive regulation of DNA replication; telomere maintenance via telomere lengthening.
CGGAAGAAGAAGAAUUGGCGCAAGUUGUAUUUUUUUAGAAAGAGAAAUAAAAAGGUGAAAUGAUGUGGAGUAAACAUUACAAACAGUGAUUAUAAUGACGUCAGACGGUCAGAGAGGAAGUGUGUUGAUGGAGGAGUUUCUGAAGCACUUUAAAGAUCUCAGCAGAGCGGAUGAGCGCUGGCUGUGUGAUGUGUUUGAGGGUGUGAGACAGCAGCUGUAUCCUCUCAUCAGCUCGUCUCUCAGUCUGUCUGUGGUGCAGUUAACCCUCGCUGUACUGUCGAAGAUUCAGAGAUCUGUGAGUUCAGACGACACGUCUCUACCACUCAGCUACAGGUUUCUGUCGGUGUCAGAGUUGACACGUGAGCAGCGCACCGCAUGCUGCAGCAGCCUCAGCUGGAGCUCCGCCCACUACCGGGAGCAAGCCAGGAGGGCGGAGCAAGCCCUGCCCAAUCACAGAGCACUGCCACGUGACAACCUCCUUCUUAUUGGCUAUCUGUGUGAUGGGCGGGACGUCGGGGCGAGUGACGGGGUCUGGCGGGUCAGAGACGCUGGAGAGAGCGUUCCAUGUGAGAUGUUGAAAUCGUCUCCUCUCUGGUUGGGGAGACUCAUGCUGUUUCCCACAUGGAACUACAUCCCCCAGAAUGCACCGCUACGAGGAGAGAACACCGCCGGAUACUUAGAGCUGAUUGGGUCCCCUGUUUGUGUGACCCCGGAGCCCAUGACCUUUGACCCUGGUGGAUCUCUGAGUGAGGUCAUGAGUGUGAAGAGAGCAGCUGAGCUCCUGAAGCAGAGGUGUGAUGUUCAGGUGCAGGUGUGUGUCAGUGGACAGGUGAGUGUCGUCUGCCCUCUGCUGGUGAUUUCUGGGAAAAGUUUCUUCUGUCUGAUUCUCAGUGAGGGAGGAUCUUCAGUGCCUGUACUCAUCACAGAAGUGAAGCAUCAGUACUGGCAGCGUUGUGUUUGUGUCGGGCAGAGCGUUUGCAUAUCAGCGCUGCGGGUGUGUUCUCUGCGGGGAUGGGCGGAGCAUCCAGUGCUGUCAGUCACCCGUCAGUCCCGCCUCCAUCCACACGUGCAACCGCAGGAAAACUCAGAAGAUACAGAUACACACGCAGUGAUGGACAUACAAACACACACACCUGAAACACACCUGUCCUCCGGUGUAGCCUCAAGCUCCGCCCCUUCAGUGAGAAGAAAACACUCCACACUCAUCAGCUACAAGGGUGUGAUCACAAAGAUAUUGAACGCAGAGGCGGGGCUAUAUGAGAUCGACAAGAAGGUGUGGCUCUGUCUGGCCUAUCAGCCAGUUCAGAAGUGGGGCGGCGGCUUGAGACCGGGGGCGGAGAUUCAGCUUCAUAAUGUUCAUUUCCUGUUUCGCCCGUCCCCGUUUGCGGCAGACGUGGUUCUGUGCGCGUGUUUGCGCUCCAGUGUGCGGAUUAUCACCUUCAGCUGUUUGAGUUCAAAGGUCGAGGCGUCCGGUUCACACAGUCCACUGCAGUGCCAGCUGCUGGAGAAGAAUCUGAGCGCGUCACAGUUUCUCUGGCUCAGCUACUGUCACAAUGCCGUCAAAGAGAGGUUGUGUCCACGCUGGGUGCGACCCGAACGUGUGUGUGUUGUGGCCGGGCGACUGUUGGACUGUGUGUGUGACGCUGAACAGAAAACACACACAAAGAGAGACAUUUACACAGAGAUGCUACAGGAGCCACACAUGUGUCCUGUUACCACGUAUUGUGUGUGUUGGCCGUGUGCAGUGUUGUGGUCAGUGAAGCAGGCUUCUGAUUGGAUGAUCAGUGAGGUGUGGGCGUCGCUCUCUCUCUCGUCUCUUCUACCGCCGGCCGCCGCUCACAUGACCUCAGUGGAGCUGAACGCCGCUCUGUCCUGGUCCGUUCACACUGUCCCGCUUGCUGAAGCGGUUUCUGAUCCGGUUCUGUUGGUCGGGAUUCUAGAGCUGGACUCCACUCGAGCCACACUGCAGCUCAGAGACCAAACACACACACUCGACUGCGUGUGUGUACAAACCAACCAAUCAGGAGCCAGAACAUCAGACAUCAACACGGCCUGGCUGGGUUGUCUGGUGUGUGUGCGGCGCUGUACUUUAGUCAUGGAGCGGUUCAUGAAGACAGACUUCCCCUCCUGGAAAAACACGGAUCAACUGAGCUACAUCACACACAAACACUGCAGGGUGUAUCUUCAGCUGUGUGUGAAUGAUCUGAUCAUAAUCAGUCCAUCUGCGUCCAUGAGCGCCCGUUUGACAGUCGUGAGUUCAGAGUCCACAGAGAGACGAGACAAUCAGGAUGACAGCGGUGAGACGUUCAACAGGAGAGAAACUGCUAAGAGACUCCGAGAGGAUGAUGCUGAUGAUGAUGUCAGUGUUGCUCCAACAGCUAAACGACCUCUGACCCCAUGUGUGAGUGUGGUGUUCAGGCUCGAGUCGAAACAGGGCGUGACGUUCAGGAACUGUUCCAUGUCCGGUGACGCACACACUCUGCAGCUGGCGUUUGUGGUCAGAGCAACGUGUCUGGGAGAUGUUCAGAGCUGGAGCAGCGACCCGAAGAACUGCCGGAUACGGGUGAGAGAGAGAGACGGAGCGAGAACGACGAUGGAGCUGCACUUUACAGAGAAGUGUGUUCGGUGGUUUCCUGUCCUUCAUCCUGGAACUGUGUACAGAUUAAUCACUCUCAACACAGAGGAUGUGAGUGUGUUAAAAGCAGAGAGUGUUUCGGUGAGAGGCGGAGUUAAACUGCUCAGUAGCCCCGCCCUCCUGAUGCAGCCACAGUGGCGCAUACACACACUGACCGAACAACCGCCUGACACACAGGCUGCAGAUGUUCCUUCAUUAAUGACAGUAUCUGAAGUUCUUCACUCCAGCUCCACUCUUGAGAUCAUCUCCUUUUAUGGAGUCAUCUCUCAGCGAAUCACAUUACAGCAGGAGAAUGCAACCAAACCCAGCAUCCCGUCAGUGACUGCUGCCAAAGAUGGAAACACUGAACGGGAUUUGAAGGUCCGUUUGACGGUUCAGGAUUGUGAAUCCGCUGGUCAGUUCGUUCAGGUAUAUGUGGAUUUGUCAUGUGGGCCGUACACACCUGGACUCAUCGCCGGGGCAACCGUUCUACUGCAUCACUUCCAGCGCAAAGUGUCACGAGUGUGUAACGUGUAUUGCCGUUCUCUGCCCAUCAGUUGUGUGACUGUCACUGGUUUGGGGCCUGAUAACUCACGAUCGCUUGGGUGUCAGUCAAGCCCUCCCAUGAUGCUGUUGGGCGAGUGGGCGUCAGGCCGAACACAGCAGUGUGUCGUAGCUGAGGUUAAAGGUCAUGUGGUGUGUGUUUUAUCUCUACGGCUGCAGUGGACGUGUUCUCUCUGUGGGAGUGUCUUCAAACAGUCUUCCUGUACCCGAACUCACCCCGCAUGUGAUUCCAACAGCGCAGUGUUUCAAGCCGAAGCAAAGGUUGUGUUAGAGGACGGUUCUGCUGAAGCUCAGGUCUGGUUCUCCUCUGACACCAUCUCUGAUCUUCUGAUGCUGGAUGCGGCUCAAUGGGAGGGGCUUCAGAGACACGUCAGGGUCAAAGGUCUUGUGAGGGUGUACAUACGUGGGUGGAACAUGAUGUGUGAUGUAGAUCCUGAUGAUUAUCUGGUUCAGUAUUUGUGCUGUUUGUGCUCCAGUAACACAGUGUGCCGACAAAUUCACCUCACCUGCCGACAACAAACACAAAAAACAGGUAAAUCUCACCUGAGGAAAGUGUGUCGAGGACUCACAGAAUUCAUCAGCAGAUUCACACCUGCACUUCAGCUACACUGCACACACAUACACACACACACACUGUAACACACACUCAGUGAUGCACAAAAGCAUCUUUGUCAUAUUCAUGUGUAAUAAUGAUGUAGCAGUAAUUCAAAUGCUGUUGCAUGUUUUGUGUUAUAUUGUAAAAAACACCAGAUCAUCUCUGCUGUCUUUUUUUCUGCCUUUCGUGCGUAAUUGCUUUGAACUGUUUAUUAAAAAAAGAUCAAAAUGAUUGUGAAUAAAAUUUUCUUUUAUUAGAAGUGAAGAUAAAUGUGUAAACCUUAUUUUUAUAUUAUUUUCAAAACUGAAAUAAAGUUAAAUAGUUCAUGUACAUGAUAAGUUUGAUCACUGGCACAUUUCUAAUGAAACUGACUUUGACGCGUCUUUUGAAAGUC